AAGUACGUUCCUCGGGCCAUCCUAGUGGACCUGGAACCAGGGACCAUGGACUCCGUGCGCUCAGGACCCUUUGGGCAGAUCUUCAGGCCAGACAACUUCGUGUUUGGCCAAAGCGGCGCCGGCAACAACUGGGCCAAAGGUCACUACACGGAAGGGGCCGAACUGGUGGACUCGGUGCUGGACGUGGUGAGGAAGGAGGCUGAGAGUUGUGAUUGUCUCCAGGGCUUCCAGUUGACCCAUUCCUUGGGUGGUGGCACCGGUUCAGGCAUGGGGACCCUCCUGAUCUCCAAGAUCAGGGAGGAAUAUCCCGACAGGAUCAUGAACACCUUCAGUGUGGUCCCUUCCCCCAAGGUGUCGGACACGGUGGUGGAACCUUACAACGCCACCUUGUCCGUCCACCAGCUGGUGGAGAACACAGAUGAGACCUAUUGCAUCGACAACGAGGCCCUCUAUGACAUCUGCUUCCGCACCCUCAAGCUCACCACCCCCACCUAUGGUGACCUCAACCACCUGGUCUCUGCCACCAUGAGUGGUGUCACCACCUGCCUCCGUUUCCCCGGCCAACUCAACGCCGACCUCCGCAAGUUGGCCGUCAACAUGGUCCCCUUCCCAAGGCUCCACUUCUUCAUGCCUGGCUUUGCUCCCUUGACCUCCAGGGGUAGCCAACAAUACAGGGCCUUGACAGUCCCAGAGUUGACCCAACAGGUCUUUGAUGCCAAGAACAUGAUGGCAGCUUGCGACCCACGUCACGGGCGCUACCUGACGGUGGCCGCCAUCUUCCGCGGCCGCAUGUCCAUGAAGGAGGUGGACGAGCAGAUGCUCAACGUGCAGAACAAGAACAGCAGCUACUUCGUGGAGUGGAUCCCCAACAACGUGAAGACGGCCGUCUGCGACAUCCCCCCGCGCGGCCUCAAGAUGUCGGCCACCUUCAUCGGCAACAGCACGGCCAUCCAGGAGCUCUUCAAGAGGAUCUCGGAGCAGUUCACGGCCAUGUUCCGGCGCAAGGCUUUCCUGCACUGGUACACGGGCGAGGGCAUGGACGAGAUGGAGUUCACCGAGGCCGAGAGCAACAUGAACGACCUGGUCUCCGAGUACCAGCAAUACCAGGACGCCACUGCUGACGAGCAGGGGGAGUUUGAAGAGGAAGGAGAGGAGGAUGAGGCGUAAAGUUCCCUGGUAUCAAUGGAACUUCUGUAAAGCAGGCAUGUGUACUGGAUGACUUCUGGUAGUGGUGGUGAAGCAUGUUGUCUAGAAACUGUGUGCCCGAUUAUCCUCUCAGCACUUGUAACUUUGACAGAUUUCUCAAUGUACCAAUCCUGAAUCCCAGUUAUUACAAUGUUUUUGUUUAAUGUUAAAAGCACAUAAAGGCAUGUAUUCUAGA
Molecule: messenger RNA, 1381 nt
Organism: Chaetura pelagica (chimney swift)
Lineage: Eukaryota; Metazoa; Chordata; Aves; Apodiformes; Apodidae
Product: tubulin beta chain
Exons: 2
Coding region: 46-1167 (373 amino acids)
Biological process (GO): mitotic cell cycle; microtubule cytoskeleton organization
Cellular component (GO): microtubule; cytoplasm
Molecular function (GO): GTP binding; GTPase activity; structural constituent of cytoskeleton
Source: RefSeq, a predicted model, not a curated record